UGGAAAAAGCAGUCCGGUUUUGAAGCGAACUGCUUGUUCGGUAGAAGUCUGGCAGCGACACGAAAGCAAGACCCUGAGAUCUCCGCGCUCACACCAAAAGUGCUUAGUGUAGUGUUGGAGGUGUUCGGAGGGGGCUCACUACUUCUUAACUUUUCGCUUUUAUCUUGUUAUCCCACCGUGUGUAAAUGCAAGCAAAUUCGGAACUGAUAUCUGGGCGUGCCAAGACAGCCAUCCGCAUCGUUAGGGAAUCUCGGUGAAACAAGCGCGUCUAAGUGUCCGCGAUUCGUGUUCUAGUCGGAAAGUGGCUGACUAAUGAGAUUCAAAUGAUGAAGCGCCGCUCGUUAGCCGGAAACUGCGGAGUGGGAGUGUUCGUGAUAGCCCUGGUAACCGUAGUGGUGGCCUUUGCGACGCCCAGCUGGCUUGUCAGUGACUACCGGAUCACCGGGGCGAAGCUCGAUCGGUUGGGCCUGUGGACUCACUGCUUCCGCUCGCUGCCGGAUGUAAAUGACGACUAUCAGCGGAGGUUCUUCGUCGGGUGCCGGUGGGUGUACGAUCCGUUCACGAAGGGAUACGAUGAGAUUCGAGGGUUCCUGAUACCACCGUUUAUGGUUGCCACCCAGUUUUUCUACACGCUGUGUACGAUCGGAGUCAUACUGGCCACGAUAAUGGUGCUGUUCUUCUUCCUGUGCGCCGGACCGGAUCAAAAAUUCUUCCUCAAACUGAUUAGGACCAUGGGUUACCUAACGUUGGGGUCGGGGAUUUCCGGCGGCAUCGGCGUCAUCGUGUUUGCCAUCUUCGGCAACAAGGACAAGUGGAUGCCGGAGCACGCCAACAAUUGGUUCGGGUGGUCCUUCAUCCUGGCCUGCAUCGGUGCCGUGGCAUUAGGGGUGGCCGCAGCACUGUUCCUCGCCGAAGCGCACGUGCAAACGCGGAAACGAAGGCAACUGAAAGAGUCCCAAACCCGUUUCCAGAUGGAUAGCGAGUCGAAGGCUUAGGGCGCUCAUCGAGCAGAGGUACGGUGUGCUCAAUCGUGACGAACAAUGAAUCGACAUACGCACAUAGCAUGUUUAGGAAGCAGAUGGUAAACAGUACAAUCGGGAAAAUAUGCCUUUUAAAAAAAUGAAAUACUGUAAAUACGAACAUUUUACUACACUCCAUUAAAAUCAGAUUGUUUUAUCUCGUACAUAAUGAAAACACUAAUCCGUCCAGUAUAGGAUAUAGAAUCUCUAAGUUUACACAUCGUUAAUAAGUAAGAAAUUUUAAUUUACAUAUUUCUGUUUGUCAGUUACAAUCAAACAUUCCUUAACUUCAUUUUAUACCACAGGUUGCCAAAAUGAAGAAACGAUGUAUGUAAGUGUAACAGUUUUCGAGUUUUUCGAAUUCAGGAAAUCUUUAUUAUUGCUUACUUAAGAAUCGUACAACUGACAAAGACCAGUUCUUUUAAGUUUCCCCAUUUUAGUUAAUGGUUUUAUGAUUUUCUUUUUUUUUUCAUUGUUUCGAUGUGUAACAACAUCAACAAUUGCUGCCUUGAAUAAGAUAAUAACUAUAUAAAUGGAUAUAUUGCGGACGCGGUAAGCGUUUCUACGAAAUCCAAGCAAAAUUAUGAAUCUGCAACGAUCUGGAGAGUAUUCCAGAAAACGAUCAAAUUGCGAUUGGACUCAACAUUAUUGUCAAACGUUUUAUUGUGCGUUUCCCUGCCCUGUGUGGUUUGGGAGGCGUGUUAGAUGCGUAGGUUAGACUAAUGCUAAGAGAUAGAUGAUUUUCUAAUAUUGUAGGAAAUAAAAACGAAAACAUUCGAAUCAAUAAAUAUUUUCUAGCCUUA
Molecule: messenger RNA, 1822 nt
Organism: Armigeres subalbatus
Lineage: Eukaryota; Metazoa; Arthropoda; Insecta; Diptera; Culicidae
Gene: sinu
Exons: 5
Coding region: 324-995 (223 amino acids)
Biological process (GO): septate junction assembly; regulation of tube size, open tracheal system
Cellular component (GO): membrane; septate junction
Source: RefSeq, a predicted model, not a curated record